CGGUUAUUGCCCUUUACAGCUCUUCAUUUUAGCUGAAGAAAGAUUUUUUACGAUCUUCUAAAUUUAUAACAGGGAAAGAAAAUAUUCAUUGUUGAUGGGUGCUAAACAUUAUGAAAACUGGUCUUAUUCAUGACCCAUGGUAGACUAGUGAAUGGAAGAAAUUUAGACUGUGUUUAUCAACGUAGAAUGAAUGGUGGAUAAAGUUCAGGACGAAGUGACUAAUGGUGUAGGGGAGAUAACUGAAUGUAUUGGACAUCAGAACACCUGUAACUUAAUGUUCCGAGAGAUAUAUUCAGUCAUUAAUUCACUGAGAGGAAAGCCACUGAGGGAGCAAAUGAAGACGAAGAAUUUUUAUGCGGUGAUUUUAUUCCUGCUUGCUGCCAUGACGACGUUGUGGAUUCUGAUCGACCCUUCUCCAAGUCUACACACGAUUGUUUCCGAAACACACAAGCAGAUCUCAAAUAUCAAAAACAUUCCAUCAAAUAUCCGACAUACAAAGAAAAAAAUGUUAGAAGUUGAUCAUAAAUACUUGGACAUAUUGGGAUUUCCGACAUCAACAGUUAAGCCGGUUCUAAAUAAAUCCAAAUCGGCAGUGCUGAAAACGGAUCCUGUUAUUGUAGUUCCAGUAUUUUCCUCAGCAUUUGAACAAACUAAAAUAUUUUUAGCAUCAGUAAAGAAACAUUUACCAGAGAAAUUUAUUGUGUUCUAUGAUUUAGGAUUGGGAGGAAAGGAUAGUUUAACAUUGAAGAAAACCUGCAAUUCCACAAAGUACAACUGUGAAGUGAAAUCAUUCAGUUAUAACAAGUACCCUUCCCAUGUUCAUUCACAGGGACUUGGUAGCUAUGUGCCAAUCUGUAUUCAGGAAAGUUUAAAAGAAUACGGAGCUGUGAUAUGGUCUAAUCCCCAUGAAUAUUUCCUCACUAAAGAAAUAUCGACAGUCAUUUCAAUAGCGAAAGAAGCUGGCAUAGCUGCCUGGACAAUCAAAGAUACCACAUCUAGUAUUACGUACCCGAAAAUGUUCACAUACUUCGAGGAGAAGCCUGAACACUACUAUUUCCAUCGGGCAAUAAAAACGUCACAUUUAAUUGUGUAUAAUACAGAUUUUGUACAAUCUAAUAUUAUGCUACCGUGGAUUAAAUGUGCUUUAGUGGAAGAGUGUAUAAGUCCGACGGGAUCACAGAAUUCUGGCUACUGUUACCAGCCGAAACCUAGAUAUUUAUACACGGGAUGCCACCAUUAUGAACAGUCAGCUUUAAACGUUAUACUUGGAAAGGCAUUUUCCUAUGAUAAUAAUGAUUAUUCAACAACAGAAAAAAUAUUUGGCAUAGAGCUAGUGAAUAAAACCGAACACGAGAACACAAAGAACACAGAUUCUUGGAUUGUUGGUACAAGUUGAAGGUCAGAUUUUAAAUUGAAAGGUCGCAAUAAAAAAAAUGGGAUAUAUGGUAACCAUUUUAAAAAAAAUGCUUCUCUUGUACCUCUUGUAUCUUGCAACUGAACAAAGGCAUUACCAUAAAAUGAUCAAAAGUCUCUCCUAGACAGAUAAGAAUGCUUUAGAUCAAGUUCUGGCCAUUCAAACUGGAGAUUUCUAAUCUGUUGUCCAAGUCGAGACCACACCUUAUAAAAAAAAAUUUUUUCCCCUGUCUCAAAGGGGAUUCUUAUUUCUGCAUAAUUGUUGGGAGUUUCAGACUCUUUGUAUGAUAGUCAGGCAUUAGACUGUUAAGCUAUUUUUGGAUAGACCCACACUCUUAGCUCAAUAGGCAGAGCGUAGAUUACAAGAUUAUAGUGUCAUCAUGUUAGUUUGGUUCCUGUGCAAGGCAUAUGUUCUCUAUGAUGAUAUGAUAAAAGACAUUUUGUCUGAAAUCAUUUGUCCUGUUCCUCUGAUUCAUGUGGGGUAGUUGGCAGUUGCUUGCGGAGAACAAGUUUAAACUGGUACGGAAUCUAGUUGCUUGUUUUGUAGACAUUUUCAUAUACCAGAACACACUUGCACAGUAUACCAUUUUUAGCUGACUUUCGGUUAUCUUGAAGUAAAACGCUCAUUCUCAUGGAAUUUGAGAUGCAGAGUUUCAUCAGUGAUUUUUGUACUGACUAAAUAUGAAAUCACUUCAUUUUGUUAUUUUUUUUAUUUGGGAUACUGUGAAAUCAUUUUUAUUUGCGUAGGACCAAUUUUUGCAUAUUUCGCGCUAGGACUGAUGUGCAAAUUAAAGACCGGGCUAUUAUUAUUAUUUUUUAUGUUAUUUUUCAUUUCUUAAAUUGAAAAUGCGCAAAUUAAAGCCCGUGCGAAACAGGCCUUUUCACAUUUGCUCAAAAUUUCAUGGCAACGAAUUUAAAUGAUUUCACAGUAAUCUCUUUUCAAUUAAUUUUUGUUAAAAUUCUAUGAAGAUUUUACAGCACUUUUCCAUCAAAUAAUGAAUUUUGUUAUAAGUGAAACUAACUUCUGGACUUCUAUUUAUCACUGAACUGUAAGGGUUAAGCUGUAGAAAUGUGUUUUCAUAGACAAAGCCUAUGUAUGGAAGGCUUGUAGUGACAAACUGAAUUAAGAUUAUGAUAAUAAUUCAUGUAGAAUUAUUUUAACUUUUUGAAAAUAAAAUGAAUGGGAAUGCUGCUUGUUUGUUGGGAUAAAACAUUAUGGGUCACAGCAACAACAAAAAUUCAAUUUCAUUUCCAGAACUAGUCUUGGAGGUGGAAGAAUAUAAGUCAUGAAUAAUUGGAAAUUCUGAUCUAAAAAUAAACUUAGCACAAGCAUAGGUACACAUGAUUUUUCAGACAUAUAUAAAAGAUGUAUCCCUACAUAUUGAGGUAUGAAUUUUACGUAUACAUUUGUAACUAGCUUCCCUUUUUUUGGACAUGAACAGGUUGGCAGUGUGACAUUGUAUGAGUUAAAGAGGUAAACUUCAACUAAAACUUUUGAAAAGGCACAAGUUUAAAUGAAAACGUGUUUUGUUUCACUGUAAUAUCAAACUUUCUUUCAUUUUGUCAAAACACGAUCUUUCACAGUUUCACUUGUGCUGGCCAUACUGUAAUAUGACUUCUGGAAUUCCCUUGAUGAAUGGUAGAUUGCAUUUACACUGCAACUAGUAAAUAUCCUUUUCUGUUUUGAUUUAUUAAUUGCACAUAUAUCCAAAAGGCUGUUACAAUAAAAAUGCAAUUAAUUUUCAUUUAAUAACCUUUUACAGUAGGCCUAUUUUAGAUACAACUCUAGCCUUGUAAACAGUAUUAAUGGAUUAAUACACGGGAUUAAGGCAAAGAAUGUACCAAGUGCUGAUAAUUAAGGAAGGUUAUGGUACCUUUUUGCAUUAACCCCAUGAAUGAUAAAGUUGUGUUCUCAGUAGAACUUGAAUACUUGGAAAAUCUAACAUGUUCUUUUAAAAAAAUUUAUUGAUAUAUAUGCAAGUCUGUGUUCACUAUUAAAAGCUAAUUAAAAAGUGAGGGUGCUAGUAGAAAGGUCAAGACUUCGGUAGAGAAGUUCUUGGAAACACAUUUCAGUAUACUAGUCAAAUUAUAAUUUUUGUUUGUGUGUGAUGAUUUAAGUUUUGUUUUCACAAGUUAAAGGUUGUUACUUUUUAUUUUACUUCUGUCUUGUCUCGGCAUAUCCAAACAAAGUUUUGUUGACAAUAUUUUAACAGAUUUUAGUAGAACAUUUAUAUAUAUAUUUGAAUAUGUGUUUUUAUGUGGAUAAUUUUGAAUGUUUGACUGAACCCGAAAUACCCCUUUCAUAGUACUACAUGUUAUAUUAGGUCUUAGAAAAUGUUAAAAUACUAUCUAUUUUGAAAAAGUUUAAUCAUUUUCAUAACAUUUAAAAAUCAGCUGGGGUUGCUAGUAUAGUUGAAGACUGGAUGUUUGAUGCAUAAUGACAUAUUAUGCCCAAAUUUCAUCUUUGAACAUUUGCACAAAUAUUACACAGAAUCUGUGUACACAUGAACGACACAUGUUUAUGUGUAAUAUGCCGGUAUGUGUAUAUAGAGUAAUGUGUGCUAGGUUUACUACACACUAAUGAAUGUACAUGCAGGGCUUCCAUUAGGAUUCAAUUUCAUGGAGUCAGGACUGCCUAACAUGCA
Messenger RNA from Mercenaria mercenaria, 4058 nucleotides. RefSeq lists its product as uncharacterized. NCBI's taxonomy places the organism in Eukaryota, Metazoa, Mollusca, Bivalvia, Venerida, Veneridae. The transcript has 5 exons. The coding region runs from base 191 to 1396 and encodes 401 amino acids. The record is from RefSeq and is a predicted model, not a curated record.